GUUGCUAAAUGUUGUCAUUCCUGCCGCACACAACACAGUGACAAUAAUGGAGCUGGUAUGGGAGGAUCCCCCAGUUCCUGAAGCUCCAUUCUUUACCAGAGAUCACUAUGACAAAUACUCUCUUGCACCUACUGUUAGAGAGUUGUGGACCUUUCUCCAAAGCCCUGUAGAGAAUGCCAGCAUAAUACAAGAUCGUGACGCUGGGGCUGCAAAAGCCUCCUGCAUUCCUACCACAGAAGAAGCUGCAGAAUUUAAAGAUGACAGCUGCAUCAGCAAGGAAGAGCCCUGUUGGGACAGCCAUGAUAGUGAUGGUUUAUUUUCAGACAAUGCUGCAGAAGGUGCAGAAGACUGUAAGGAUCCCAAAAACACAAACGUUAAGUUAAAGCAGUCCAAGAAUGAGGCAGAUGCUGCAUAUCCUGAACCCAGGCUGCCCUUCCCGUGUAUGUCAAGCCUGUCCAGCCAAGAGCAGAAGAUGUAUCUUGGCAUUUUGAUGAGUAAGAAAAAUAGGAAUCCUCCAGAGAGCUUACAGGCACGAGUAAACAAUGAAGUAAUGCAGUUCAUGAGAUACUUGCAAGAUGUGUCCAGAAUAUGUGCUGACGACUACAACUUCAUAUCACAAGGAGCUGUGCAAUACUCAGAGGAUUUCUUCAAGUGCUGUUUGGAAUGCAUUAAGACAUUUCCUCAGCUAUACCAGAUCCAUGAGCUGACCAGUUUGACAGGGGGAACAUUCAACCCAGGGCUCACUCUGACCUUUGAAAAACAGCUAAUAAUCAUGGGCAAUGUGGAUAUUACCGACCACAAGAUGGUGCCUGCUGAUGCGCAGCUUGCAUCGGAUUAUCAGAGUGUUUCAUCAGAGAAUCCUCCAGCUAAAAAAGCUAAGGACAUGCACGCUACAAUCAGCAGUGAUAGUAAUGCAGAGAAGUUGUGUGCCCGUUAUGAACCUCAUGUGUGCCUGACGCGAGAUGCCCUGGUCAGACUGCUAGACAACCAUGGCCCUGACUUUGGGGAGCAGUGGGAACUGCCUAUUUGGGUCAAAUUAAGCCCUGGAAAAGGCAGUUGUCAGAAAAAGACUGUCUACAUAGACUCACCCCUGCUGAAAACUGAAAUGACAGUGAGAGAGAGCAGUCAUAUCUUCUGUGAGGAGAGUUUGAAGCUUUCCAUUAAGAAAAAUGGUAGUACAAAUGUAUUCCAUUUAAUGACAGAGCUUCCCGAGAAUGAGCUGCUACUCUCACCGGAGAACUCGCAGAGAAAUUGUGUGUCUUUUGAAAACAAUGGUCUUGACUUUGAGGUGGACCUCACUGACCUGGAGACAUUUGGAGAGACAGCACCCCUUAAAAUUUCCAAGGUGCAGAAGAUGCAGAAUGAGAAGGAUACAUGUGUUAAAACUGAAAAAGCUACAGGGUCAUCACCUUUAAGUAAGACUAAAAGGUCCAGUGAGCAUCUUGUAAAUGCCAGCAGUAGUUCACAAGAGAUGGGUGCCUCAUUGACAGAUAAUGAUUUUCCCAUAACUCAGCCGGUUGUGAAAGAGGCAAGUGUAGCAAUGACUGAACAACUGAGGCAAGACUCUGCACAAGAAAGUGACGAAGACCAAACAUUUGCUGCAGACUCAGAUGAUGAGAGGUUGGUCAUUGAUGACUCUUUGCCUCCAGCUGCCACACCCACAAAACAAUGUAAGCCUCAGCCCACACCCUGCUCUACAGACCCUCCUCUUACCCGUGCAUCUGUAAAUUCAGCGUCAUCUUCCCCUCAAAAAGUUACAAGGCAGCGCCAAUCCAAAAGAGCAAAGGUAGCUGGCGACCAACUGAGUGAAAUCCUGCAAAUGCAGACAGCCAUGUUCAACUCUGCCAAUGGAUCAUCCAAAUGCUUAACCACACCCAUGGAGACCAACUCACCAACCAAAGUCACAGGACCCUCACUUCACUCCCAUCCAACAUCCUUGGUUAAGCCUUGUGUGUCCUCAUAUUUAGAGAGAAACCAGAGCCAGGAUGGAGAGACCUGUGUUGCUCCUCUUCAUGGAUCUGCACCAGUGGUUCAUACUACAGAGCAAAAAAAAAUACUAACACAGGACUUGCAGGCUGGUGCAGAAGAUGAACAAGACUAUGAGGCUCCAGAGAAAGGCAACCUGCUCUACAAGAUCUACAGUCUGCAAGAUCUGCUGCUUAUGGUGCGCAGCUCUGUCUCAUUGACCCAUACCAGAAGAGCAGGCAGCAGCAAGAACCAGUAUGUACCAGUGCAUGUUUUGCCCAAGCUGGAGUACCAGUUGAGUUACGGUGUUGAAUGUCUAAGCAGUACUGAAGCUUGCCAGCUGUGGACAGAGACGGUGCUCCACUCCAGUACUGUUUCAUACAUAGCUCACAUCAAUGCACACACUUCAAAAGUAGCUCAGCUAAGAAAGCUGCCUGACGACUGGAAACAGAACAUCUCCUGUGGGUUCAAGCCGUCUAAGUCACUGAACAUACUGCACCACCUCCUGAAAAAGCUAGUUGGGUUAGAAGAAGGACAAUACCUGAUGGCGCACAAAGCGGGGGAACCAUUUGUCACCUUAUUUAAAACUGCUAAUGGGAAAGUGAGUCGGGGGUUAUACAACCUGCAGCAGGUCCACAGCACUGUACCUCAGCCCCCAGCCUCUGGCCUUGUGCCCUGGAUACCUGUUGAUCCAGCUGUGGUCCUGCCCUUCCACCAGAAACACAGCCGUGUCCCCUGCACCUUCCCACCAAGACCCUUCCUAAAGACACCAAAAGAUGGAACAUCACAGUCUAAUAACCAUGGAGCCAGGCAGUCAAAUAACAACUUGGAUGCAGGUGGCAAGAAGAAGAAAAAAGGAAAGAAGCGUUCAGCCAAGCGUAAAAAGUAUAUUAAGAAGCUUGUUCAGAAGUCUAUUUAAAAUAAUAUAUCAUACCAUUUAUCCAUCAUGAUGUCAUUACAUCAUAUCAUAGGUUAGGUAAGUCAGAAGAGGAGCUG
Scomber japonicus (chub mackerel) is the source of this 2961-nucleotide messenger RNA. RefSeq names its product interactor of little elongator complex ELL subunit 2 (gene ice2). The record is from RefSeq and is a predicted model, not a curated record. Bases 47 to 2884 code for a protein of 945 amino acids. The transcript has 15 exons. Gene Ontology annotation, biological process: snRNA transcription by RNA polymerase II; positive regulation of transcription by RNA polymerase III; snRNA transcription by RNA polymerase III. Gene Ontology annotation, cellular component: transcription elongation factor complex. Lineage: Eukaryota; Metazoa; Chordata; Actinopteri; Scombriformes; Scombridae.